This is a messenger RNA of Penaeus monodon (black tiger shrimp), 364 nucleotides long. RefSeq lists its product as uncharacterized. The record is from RefSeq and is a predicted model, not a curated record. The transcript has 2 exons. Bases 115 to 345 code for a protein of 76 amino acids. NCBI's taxonomy places the organism in Eukaryota, Metazoa, Arthropoda, Malacostraca, Decapoda, Penaeidae.
UCGUUUUGCAUGUAAACAAACGAUCCUGCCCUGUACACUUCACAACCCACACGUUCUUCCAUACUAGAAGGUCGUGAAUAAGUGCAACUUUAUACUACUGUAGUAACAAAUGCCAUGGGUGAAAACGUAGACGACAACGGUGUGCAGGAUGACUAUAUGGACUCGGACGAAGAUAAUGAAGUGUCAGCAAGUAAAGAAUUGCCUGCUGCAGCAAAAUUUGAGGUACCAUUCAACAGUAGUCGAGAAGCAGAAAUAGCAAGGAAUUCUUUGCAAGUUGACCCGGAGCCUAGAAGAGGAGGAUCAAAGAAAAGCUUUGAUGUUAAGGAUAAUAUUCUUUGUGUGUAAGUAUAUAGAGAUUUAGUGU